CUAACAGUGACGGCCGCUGAAAGGUAAUUUGGCCAUGCUGCAGCGUACCUUGUGGCAUCGUCAUGGAACAGUCACUGUACGUCGUUCCUGCUGCACUCGCCUGUCCGGCGUAGACACCGAAAUUGCUGACCUUGAGUUUAGCUUUAGACUGAUCCGACCAACCACUUGUUUCUGCGAUCGACUCGCGACCCCCCUUUAAAGCACGACGCCCGAAGCCAUCCGGCGGAUCUACGAAUGCUAGAACAGCAAACACACGGCUUUCGACAAGACCCAGGCAAAAGGGUAUCAGUCGGCCUCGACUGAUACACCUCAUCAAGCCUUCCUCAUGCGACCACCGGACAACGAUGCGUCGCCUAUCGAUCCGCUCCAGGCGCUGCCGAUGGCGGCCUCCACCGCGAGACUGCCUAAGAGGCAGUCCUUACCAGAUGGCCAGCCGCUGACGCAAUCCGAAAUCAGCCUGCCGUACCGGAGAUCGAAUCCCUCUGUCGCGCCGCUCUUCGCCUCGACACUGACUCCCCCAGGAUCGCGAUCCGGUUCCCCCAUGGGGAGGGGCUCGCCGGCGCGUCCGCUCUCCGGCUCAGUCUUUGGGGGUCCAGCGAGGCGCUCACUCAUUGAGACCGCUUCCGAUAGCCCGGGUGACCCGCGUAAUCUGAUCAUGAAGGCUUACGUUCCCCAUGUUGCCAUUUAUGCCUCACCGGACACGGAGGAGCUGGCAAAUGACAAAGGAUUCAAAAGCGGCGUGUGGGAACUUUUGCGUCCAUUCGGGGAGCAGGUACAGGGCAAAGUCACAAUCAGAGAUAGCAACGGUGCCAGCAGAUCGUGGGAGGACUUCUCUGUUCGGUUUGUCAAAUUCGGGGACAACAUUGAGCCACCAGACGCUGGUGGCGCGAAAGGAUCGCAGCAUGCUGCUGCCAACGGGCAAUUCGGGCCUGCCUCAGGGUUGAGGAGCAACUACGAGGACGUCGAGGCCGUAGUCGACCGUCACCUUUCUUACGCUGAAGACUCAUUUCUCAAUACAGCGCACCACGGGGUAACAAGACAAGGCUUGGAUAUUGAGGCAACCUCGCCCUACUACUCAUUAUACCUACGGCGGCUGCUAUCCGGCAUACCUGUAGCACCUCACGAGACUUUUGCGCAUCCCGUGGCGUGUGUGAUUGCUAUCAGCUCACGCAGCCCUUCACCUAUCGAAGAUCUGCGCAAGUUAUACAAUGACACGAGCUCCGGCGAGAACAAGCUGCCAGUCUGGGUUGACGGGGACUACCUUCGAUACUACGUCCUGGUACACGAUGAGGAGCGUGACGAUAUCACUCGAUCACUCGCUCUUUUCGACCAGAUGAAGCGCCACCUAGGUCUGCAUUGUCAUUUGCUCCGAUUACGAAGCACACAGAGCGCCGAGACCGACGACGAUAGCAUACCACUGCCCAGGAGCGACUGGAUGUCGGCAGCCGAAGAAAUGGCAGAUAUCCGGCACAGCGAAGACCAGGAAGAUUUCGAAGACCCAACGAGGUACAUCUUUGAGUCGGACGCGACGGCGAUUCGGACGUUUGUGAGGGAGAUGGUCACACAGUCCAUCAUUCCCACCAUGGAGCGUCAUGUCUCGCUCUGGAAUGACCAAGUGGCAUCUCGUAGGAGAGGUAUUACGGGAAGGUUCAUGAACCUGUCGAGGAAAUGGGGCGGUUUCGGCAGCAGUUCACGAAACUCGGUGGUAGGAGGUAGCAGCUCGUCCAGUGCCUACGACACACUCGGGUUUUAUCGUCCAGAUGCACCUGAGGCGAUCAUGCGGAAGCUUGCUGAUUUCGCUUUCAUGCUGAGAGACUGGAAGCUGGCACACUCGACUUACGACCUCCUAAGAUCCGACUUCAGCGAUGCCAAAGCAUGGAAGUAUCACGCAGCAGCUAACGAGAUGGCUGCCGCUAGUCUGCUUAUCAUGCCCCAAAGUUUGUCAUCCAAAUCUCGAGCUGAGACGACCGACCAAAUGUUGGAGGCGGCAUUUUACUCAUACCACACACGCUGCAGCUUUCCCUUUGGCGCACUGCGGUCUCUGACUUUGGGUAUUGAACUUCUGCGGCUUAGGGGCGGAAGCAGUGUUGACGAUGCUGUGAGGUGGGGUAUUCGCCUUCUUGAUUCAAAGAUCCUCGGCCCCGUCGGCGACGCCCUCAUGAAGGAACGCCUAGCAGUCUGCUACGCCUCGAAACCGGGCGUUGGUUCCGGUGCGUGGGGCCAUCGGAAGCGCAAGUCGGCCAUGUGGUGUAUCCUUGCUGGAGAGGCCUGGCACACCCAGAAAAAGUAUAUUCAGUCUCAGCGGUGUCUCAAUGAGGCCGGGCGGAUAUACUCAGAGCUACCGCACGAGCACGGCAUCUCCAAGCUCAACCUCGCCAAUGAGUUCGUGGGUGGCUUGCAACACGACCUCGACGAGAAGCUCGACGUGGACAAUCGGGGCGAUGAAUCGCUUUUGCAGGGUAUGGAGGAUCUUGUUGUUGACGAGGAGAGCGAGGCGUUGGAUCUUAGGUCAAGGAGAGCGAGCAUGAUGGGGCGUGGGCCGGUGCCGGCGUCAAGCCUCGAGACUGCGCCGCUGCAUGAGGUGACGUCGCCUGCCAGGGAAAAGGCCGACGGAUCGACACAGGAUGAGUUCGGCUAAGACGAGCAAUGACAGCGGAGACGGGCACAGCGCUGGGUGGAUAAAGUAGCAGAUGCGUUCACGAAGCGGAUUAAUAGCAAUUAUACUUGCCUUGUCGUCUAUGCCGCAGAGAUGUGAUUGUUUGCCUCCGCAGCUUUCGCUCCCAGGGCCUAGAUACGGCCGAUAUACAGACCAUGGUGUAUGCUUAGGUGGUGCAAGGACUCUCUUGAGUAUCAUGAUUCCUUGCAUUCUCCAUUCCCAUCAACGGGUUGCG
Messenger RNA from Colletotrichum navitas, 2891 nucleotides. Its product is annotated as putativeTRAPP complex protein TRS85. The record is from RefSeq and is a predicted model, not a curated record. Bases 326 to 2638 code for a protein of 770 amino acids. Gene Ontology annotation, cellular component: TRAPPIII protein complex. Lineage: Eukaryota; Fungi; Ascomycota; Sordariomycetes; Glomerellales; Glomerellaceae. The transcript has a single exon.